UCCUGAAAUUACGUCCGGAGUUCUUUUGGGAAUUCCGUACGGCAUUCCUUCGGGAAUUUCGUUCGGCGUUUCUUCAGAAACUCCGUUCCUGCAGGAAUUCCGUCAGGAGUUCCUUAGGGCUUAGGGUAUUCCGUUCGAAGUUUCUCCAUAGUUUCUUCAAGAACUCCGUCCGGAGCUCUUCCAGAAAUUCCGUUCUGAGUUUCUGCAACAAUUCCUUUCGGAUUCCCAAGAAUACGCCUGGAGUUUCUCCAAAAAGUUUGUCUAGAUUUCUUCCAGGGAUUACGCCCGAAGUUCCGCUAAAAUAUAAUCUGGAGUGCUUCCAGGGAUGUCAGCAAUUUCCCUAAGAAUUCCAUUCCGGACUACCUCCAGCCAGGUGUGGCAUGCUCCUCAGUGUGUGCAAGUGUGAUUUUGAUAUGAAAAUACAGAGGAUGGCCAAAAUGUUUGGGAUAAGCAACUUUUUUUCUCUCACUAAAAAAGUUCAACAAGCUGUAACUUUUCAAAGAGUGCAUAAAAAAAUCUCAAAUUUUAACUGUUUGUCAACCUAUUAUAUUUUCUCAUAUAUGUUAUAUGAGCUCGAUUUGUUAAUCUGACGCGAAGCUAGAACCGUUCUCGUAAAACACUAUUUUUUAGACAACUCAUUUUUGAACUGUCAUAUCUUGGAAACAAGUGAACCGAAUUGAAUGAAAUUUUGAACGAAUAGAGAAAAAAAAUGAUUGGUUGAUUUGUCUUUAUUAAAGAGACUUUCAGCCCUUGGCUGGUUCGUCUCUAGAGAAAAAAAAAAUUGCCUGCCCUAAAUAUUUUGACUACCCCCUGAAAGCUGCACUGUUCACGUUUUCAGUAUAAAAUGUCAUCCCUGACUCCAACAACUUUGGAAGGAACUUAUGGAAGAACUCUGAAAAAGAUUUCUGCAGGAACUCCGAAAAGAAAUCUCUAAACACUGCCACAAAUAUUCCAGGAGGAUAUAUCUAAGAGAUUUUGCGAAGAAAGUCUGGAUGGAUUUUUUUAGGGAACUUGAGAAAUUAUUUCUGCAGGAACUCAGGAAUAGAGUUCUGGAAGCGCUCCUGAAGAUAUUCCUGUUCGAGCUUUGGAAAAAAAAAAUCUGAAAGAGCUUCGGAAGGAAGUGCUGAAGGAACUCCGGGAAAAAGUUCUAGAAGAAUCCCGAAAGAAGGUCUUGGAGUAUAAUUGAAAUAAAAUCCUUAGUGAAAUAGCUACAAUUUCUGGAAAUAUUAAGGAAGAAAUGCUUGGAGGUUUGCUAUAAGGCAUUCUUUAAGGAACUCUGGAAGGAAGUGCAGGAGAAACUGCAAAAGGAAGAGAUUUUUUUUAGGAAAUCGUGGAAGAAUUUCCAAUGAAUUCCUUCAUGAAUUUCACGAAUUUCGUGGAGUAAUCCUUUUGGAGAUACGACUGAGAUUAUGUACUGUGACGGUUUGGCUUCGCCGUCUCAAGGGGAAUGGAAAACACUAGUUUUUGAUUAUUCCCGACGUUUUGAUCUGUUUGGGACCUUUUCUAAUGUUUCAACCUUAAAGAUUGGUGACAGUGUGAACUUUUGUGUUAAACUGAUUUCAGUGGAAAUUUUGAUUGAAUACUUUCAAAGUUAGACAGUUUGAAUUUUACUAUACCAAAAACUACAUCUGCUUAUUGUAACAUAGUGCUACAAAUAUGACUGUAACUUUCAAGUUGAUUGAAUUGUUGACACAACACUCCAGCAUACAUACUUUACGUACGAAAAAAAAAAAUCAUUGAAAUUGAAUCAGUAUUUUUAGCUUUAAAGUUUUAGGCAAAAAAUGAUAUUUCUUAAAGUUUUUGUUUGUUUAAGGUUCUCAAAUGUCUUUUGUUUCCACGAUAUCUCCGCCAACGCUUAACCGAUUUUGAUGAAAUUUUAAUGGUGUUAGCUACACAUAAUGUUCUACUCUUGGUCAAAACAUCGGCUGUUUUUAUGCACGAAAUCAAAAGUUAUACCAAAGUUAUACAUUAUUUUGUGUGUCAUAACUUUUAUCCAGUACAGCCUUUAUAAUUUCUAGUUAAAUUAUCGCUGAAGAAGUUUCAGAAAGAAUCCCUAUAUCCCCGAGGAGCUGUUCAAUCAAUCAACAUUUUUUUGAAGAAAUUUCCAAACAGUUUUCCAAAGAAAUCUUCGAGGGAGUCCCUAGAGGAAUUGCUGAAGCAGUUUUCGGGGGAAUGAUAAUAUAAAUACACGAAAUUACACGGGGCUCCUACCUGCCAUUCCUACAAGAAGCAGGACUCCAAUCUAUAAUUUCUUCGGGACUUCUUCCAGGAAUUCCUCUAAGAAGUCGAACACUAUUUCAGAAUUACACCAAAAUUUUUUCCAAGUAACUCUCCUCCGAAUUUUUCUACAUUUUUGCCUUUCUCGUAAACCAAAGUGUACAGAAAGGCUAUAUGUUCACUCAAAAAACGAAUUUUCGGUAUAAGGCUCGGAGAGUCGAGUCACAUAUACCAAUCAACUCAGUUCGACGAAUAGAGAUGAUGUUUGUAUUCAAAUUUUGUAAACUUUAGCUUUGUUGCCCAAUUUUAUGCGGAAUUUCGCAAUUUCAUCAAUGGAAACUAUAAAACCAGGUUGUUAGCCAACAAUUCAAGAUGGCAGGCCACAACUAGACGAAACUGCUCUUUAAGGAGUUUAAGGUUCUAGUACCAUGCAGUAUGAUAAUAUUUGAUAUGGGGAAGAUGUCCGGAGUCUAAAACUGGGAACCAGAAUAUUCAAUAUGGCGGCCCAAAAUCGGUUGUUUAAAGGAAUUUUAGGUUCUUAAGUCAUGCAAUAUGGGUAUAUUUAGUAUGGAGAUGCACGGAGUCCAAAAAUGGCGAGCAAAAUAUGCAAGAUGGCGGCCCAAAAUUCAAGAUGGCUGCUGUUUGAAGAGGUUACAGUUUCUAUAAUCAUGCAAUAUGGGUAUAUUUUGUGUAGAGAAGAUGUCCGGAGGCCGAAAAGGGCGACCAUAAUAUACAAGUGGCCCAAAAUUUAAAAUAACGGUUGUUCUAAGGAGUUUUAGCCUCUAAAACCAUGCACUAUGGGUAUCUUUGGUAAAAGGAAGAUUUCCGAAGUUAAAAAGAGUGAUCAGAGGAUGGUGGCUCAAAAUGCAAGAUGGCGGCCAACAAUUUGAGAUGGAAGCUGACUUUAGGAAUUUUUGGUUUUAAAACCAUGCAGUAUAGGGAUAAUUUGGUAUAGGGAAACCGCAAAAUAGUCGUAAACGUAAAGAAAUGGAGACCAGAGUAUACAAGACGGCGGUUAAAAUAUCCAAAAUGAUGGCUGUUUUGAGGAAUUCUAGGCCCUAAUACCAUGUACACUAAAUCCUUUUUUUACGAGAUGGAUGCGUCCGCGCAAAAAAUAAAGAUCGUGUAAAAAAAGUUCGCAUAAUUUCGUGAAAUCGCGUAAAAAUAUUAAAGAGAAAUUUUUUUUUACGUGAUUUGCCCUCCGCAAAUAACCAAAAUCGCGUAACUUCGAGAAAAUCGCGUAAAAAAAUCGUGCAAAAUAAAAUCGCGUAAAAAAGGAUUUAGUGUAACAUGGGUACAGAGUAAUGUUUCGAUUUUACCAUUGUCUUUGCGCGACAGACCUCUUUUAUUAAGUAAUUUUCUUACAUUUGAAGAAAAUUCUCCCUACUUUUCUUCAAGAUGAAUACUCAAAGCGCGAAUGUAUUGAAAACGCGUGGAGAUGGUGUAUAAUGUUGAAAAACAUUUUUGAAAAGUUUAAAAGUUAUGAUAAAAAAAUCCUCGAUGUUAGUUCAAAAUUCAAGAUAGCAGUGCACAAUAAUGUUACGAAUCAAAUGCACCCACAUCGCACGAAUUUAAAAAACCGCUGCCUUUCUGUAUUUUUAAGUUAAAGUUUAGUGGACAAAGGUGGACUGUAUAAAAUAUCUAAGCGGCUGCAGGUCGAAUAGACAGAAAAACACAUACGAUUUAACAACCCAACUAACAAUCACUCAUUUUACAAGCACCUUUACGGCGAAUUAAUUUAGCAUGUUGCUGAAUAACAUUAGGAUAAUUUUCUAGCACAACCUUUGUUCGGGAUAUGUUCACACAAAUUUGGAGAAAGUAUAAAGCAUAAUUUUGUGUAUCAACUGAAUUGUUUGUUGGUCAAUCGUUUAACAACUAUAUAGUAAAGCUGUUAUUCAGCUUUAGCAAAAUUUAUUACCGUCAAAGCGCCAUUCACCGUGGGGGCUCCAUUCACCGUGUGCCUUCGAAUAUUUUUUCAUAAUUUCCAUAUUAUGAUUGAAUGAUAUGACAAUUUCCAUUCAAUUUCACCAAUACAAGAUCACACUUCGACUCCUAUUCAGCAGUGGUGAAUUAGCACAACAUUAUGGUUAACAACUGAACAACACAAUGAUUCAGCUGCUGUUCAGUAAAUAACACGUGUCGAAGUCGAAGUAUGAUGGAACGAAAUCGCUUAUUUGACCUGUGAAAAACACAUUAUACAGAUACAUGCGCUAAUUUUUACAUAAACUUAACAAGAAGCAGAAAAAGGUCUUGUUAAAGUCGAAUAAAAAUCUUAUUAAACGCUUGAAAAGUGUUUUAAAUUAUCAUUGUUAAUACCGAUACGAAAGGUUGAACAUUGGCAAAUUUUUCAAUUGAAACAGUUAUGUGUACACAAUAAUUUUAGUUCAGCUAACAUUACUAUUAUAAAGCAACAAUUCAGCAUGCAUGCUUGUUUGCAGCUUGCGAUUGUUAGUUGGGGACUGAUUAAAGCCCCCAUGAGGGUAAUCUAAACAAGCAAUGUCCAAUGCUUCGUUCAGUUAAUAAGACGUAUCAUACUCUGUUUUGUUCACUGAGAAUGUAAUUGAAUUGGAUUUUGCAAAUAUACAGUAGCAGCAUUGAUUGAGUAUUACACUGUACUGUACCAUCGAUGAAAUCGAUGAAAAUUUUAUCAUUCCGCACGUCGUUUCAUAUGAACAAAUUUUAGGUGCCUGUGAUAAUGUUAACGAAUAUCAACGAAAACAGAACUCAGUUAACUGACAUACAUGAUUGCUUGCACCAUGAACACAAUUUUUGUCAAAUGGAUAAAAGUGCAAUAUUCAUUAUCACGUCAUCAUUUGAGUUUGGUUGAGAUGGUUUCUCGAAGGUACAAGAAAGGCACCAUCACCGCUAGGUGGAUUAAUUAGGUUGUUUUUAGGGAUAAGUUUAGUAAUUCUUCCGUCGAUUCCUUCGGGAAUUUCUCCACCAUUUUCUUCUACUAUACACCCAGAGAUUUCUUUUGGAAUUUGUCGUGUGUUUCUAAGAAAAAAAAAUCCCCCAGGAACUCCUUUAGAUAUUUUGCCAGGGUUUCAUUUAGGAGUUCUUCCAAGGAAUUUUUCCCAGAUUUCUCCAGGAAAUACCUCAGAAAUUUUUACAGGAAUUCCAUCAAAAAAUCUUGCAGAGAGCCCUUUACGAAAGCUUCACAAGAUUUCUACUUGAAGUCUUCCAGCGACUCUUUCUAUAAUUUACUUCUGUAAUUUCUUCAAGGUUUCAUUCAAUAAUAUUUUUAGAGAAACCUUAAAAAAUUCUUUCUGAGAUUGUUUCAGGAAUUCGUUCCCGUGUUUCAUCUGCAGUUCCUCCAAGGAUUCCUUUCGGAAUAUCUCGUGAGUUUUUUCCUGAAAUGCCCUGUGAAUUUUCUCUUAAAUAUCCUCCAGGGAGUCUUUCAGCAAUUGUUAUAGAGAUUUUUUCAGAUAUUGUUUUGUAGAUACCUUUCCCAGCUCCCAGAGAUUCUAGCAUUUCCCCAGGGAUUUAUUUGGCUUUUUUGCGUUCUUUUGAAAUAUCUACAGCAAUACCAUCUACAAUGCUCUUAUGGAUUCUUUCAGUGAUUCCUGCAAUGGCUGCUACGGCGAUUCAUUCAGAAAUUCUUGUAGCGAUCGUUUCAGGAAAACUUCCAAGCAUUUCUAGUGGAACCACUCCAGCGAUGUUGGUAAUCUACAAUUACCCCAGAGUUUUCUUCUGCAAUUUCUCUAGGGAUUCUUCCAGUGAGAUCUUCAGAGACUCCUUCAAGAAUUUCACCAAGGAUACAUUCAGGAGAUCCUCCCGUUAUUCUAUAAUUGCCCCAGAGAUUUCUUCAGGAAUUCUUCCAGGGAUUCCAUUUUAAGUUUAUGUUCUCGUUUGCAUCUUACUGCGAAAAGCUUGGCUUAUGUCAAUUCAAUCAAUUUAUCACCCUUCUAUAUUUCCAUUACUCAUGGAUUUUCGUCAGUUAUAAUCAGCCACAACCUGUCAUCUUUUGUGAGCUGAAAUGACCUGCUGCGGCCAAUAUACCCUUAUUAUUGACCCGCAGGUAAAUUCCCAACAGCUCACUCACCGGGAAUGCACCGACCUACGACGAGUUCCGUAAUUGAGUAAAAGGGUAAACCAGGGUUGGUUACACCUGGUUGGGAUGCCACACUUCAAUAUGCAAGGCUCAUACACAAAUUGCGAAUCGCUUUCCUACAUGCAGUCCAAGUCCAGACCUGAACACCCGGUCAACCCAACCACAACACCUUACUGCUGCUGCAGCUCAGCACCAGUUUUGCAUACAAUUAGGUCGACGACGACGACGACAAUUAACUCUAAUUAACCGCAUGUGACGACGGCGGACGACGGCAGGCUGCUGGCUGUGUGUGGUGUGCCUUACCACGCGAUGACGAUUCCCUAUCAGUUUAGAACACUGAACAAGCGAUGAUAGGUGUGCUCACAACGCCGCCGAUUGAAAGUGGUAAUUUGCAGCUCCUGAUUGUUAUCAACAAAUUCCUAGCCGAGGUGUAGGGCCGCGUGGUCGCACGGCGAGUUAGCACUCGGGAUCAACGUUUCGAUUGGUAAACAUCGAACGCGGUUUGGGGGUUUCGUGUGAUUUGCGAUAGAAUAUUCGGGGAAGCGAAUGGUGAAGAGAAGUGAUUCAGCGAUGCAAUUGGCGAAAACCUGUCAUUAAAGAGCCAUUUGACGCUGCAAUAAUCCGGAUCAAUCGUUCGAAUCUCGUGAGAGUGGUAGAGUGAAAAUGGCCAAAAGGUGGUCCCUAACGGGCGGCGGUCCCAGUAGCAAAGAGUGCAGUGACGAGUUUGAAAUUGCAGUUUUGUUGGAACGACCUGAUUCUAGCUGUUCGACCACAGUGCGACGAGUGAUUUCCGACGGUGACAACGAUGAUAGUGAAAGGGGGCCAAUUGGUUCUAUUGGGGGUGCUGUUGUUGGUGUUGGUGAUGAUGAUGGUGAUGACGAGGAAGAUGAUGGUGCUGGCAAUGAUUGCACUUCCGGUGCUGGUGAUCGUGAUAGUGAUGACGAGGAACGGAUUAUGAUUUUCGACGAGCAGCGUCCCCUACGUGGCAAGCAACACACGAAUGCGAAAGUGAAGAUGUUCAAAUCGAAAAACUCCUCAGCAUCAGACACAUCGGCUGCACCUAUCUCGCGGGACAAUGAACAGCAUUCGACGACAGCGUUGAACCUCAACACCUCAGCCGUGCCACUCGGCAACAGCAGAAGCAGCAGCACCAGCAACAGUCCAACUCCGAACAGUCCAACCUCGAACAGCGCCAGCAAUAGGAUGAAGAACGCCACCACCCUGACGACAGUCACCACCCCCAACAACAACAGUAGCAACAGUAACAACAACAAUCACAACAACGCCACCACGGUCACCAGUGCCGGCAGUGGCGGAAACAGCAGCAACCGAGGCAAAAAGACACCCCACGGGAAGCAUAAAAACCCCGACGAGGAAUGCGACAUCAUCGGGGACCUGAUAGGCGACUACGGCAAGUGGCAGUUUGUGAUGACCUUCCUGCUGUCGCUGUUCCAGGUGCCCAACACGUUCCACAUCUACUCGCCCACGUUUCAGGCAGCAGAAAAAAGCCACUGGUGCCGACGGCCGUCGCAUCUCAACGACAUCUCGGUCGACCUGUGGCGGAACGUGACCGAGCAGCGGGAAAACUGCCGGAUACUGAACUACGACUGGAACUCGGUUGGAUCGGAACAGACGCUGCGAAAUCUGAGCAUACCGGGCAAUCUGUCACAUGUGGGUUGCAGCUCGUGGGAGUUCGAUCUCAACGAUAAUCUCGGCAACACGUGGGCCUCCGAGUGGAGUCUGGUGUGCGACAAGGAAUACCUGAAGGAUGUGGCGGAGAUGUUCUUCCUGGUCGGAGUGGCCACCGGAGGCAUUACCAGUGGGGUGCUAUCGGAUAAGUUCGGGCGGAAGAAGAUGCUGUUCAUUUCGGCUGUUCUGCAGGCGAUAUUUGGCCUCGCAUUGUACUUUGUGGAUUCCUUGGAAUUCCUCCUAAUUCUGCGCGCUCUACUUGGAAUCGUAUCCGUCUCGGUAACCUACGCAGGACUGAUUCUUGCCAUCGAGUACGUAGACGGCAAGUGGAGAACCAUCGCCGGAAUGUACAACCUGUUUCCCCUUCCGGUAUCGUACAUCAUGAUCUCGGGCAUCGCCUAUUUGACACAGGACUUCCGAAGUCUGCAGCUCUGUAUUGGAUUACCGGGAGUGUUUCUAUGUUUCUUGUGGUUCGUACUUCCGGAAUCGCCCCGGUGGUUGCUCUGCAAAGGUCGCAUCGCCGAGGUGAAGGAAAUCGUGCGGAAGGCAGCCGCCUUCAACAACCGACCGCUGCCGGACAAUUUGGACAAACUGCUCAAACCCCCAACGGACGAGGAGGAAAACGUGGCCGGCGUGUGUGAACUGUUUCGUUCCAAGUAUCUGCGCCUGGUCACGUUCUGCUUCCUGUGCAUCUGGUUCACUAUGAAUCUCGUCUACUACGGACUGGUGCUCAACAUGAACAGCUUCGGCGGCAACAUCUAUUUGAAUUCGGCACUAGCGGGAUUGGUGGAAAUACCGGCAAUCGCAAUGGCAAUGUACAUCAUCAACCGGACGGGCAAGAAAUGGCUUUUCUGUGCGACAUUCUUUGCAGCGGCUCUGGCGUGUUUGUGUGCAGCGGUUGUCGAAGGCAAGGAGGAAUAUCUGUCGCUGAAAAUUACCUUCCUCAUGAUUGGUAAAUUCACAAUCAGCGCUGGAAACACCAUUAUGCCAGUCUACACAGCCGAACUCUACCCAACUGCCAUCAGAAAUGUUGGCGUAGGAGCAUGUAAUCUCGCGGCCGGAUUCGCUCUAGUGCUUACUCCCUACCUAUCCAUGCUGCCAAAGAUCGAGGACCACCUCCUGAUGUCCCUGCUCACAGCUUGGUGUAUAUUUGGGGCUGUUGUGAUCGUAUUCCUACCGGAAACCAUGCAGCAUCAUGACCACGAGCAACGCGACGAAGAAAAAGAAAUUGACACGCAAGUGAUGACCUAAGGUGAUACACGAAGUGUCGAUCGUUUAAAGACGACACCAGACCGUCGCACCGCUAAACCAUGAAGAACCGCUACUACUGCCAUAUCUAGAAGUUGUUCUAUGUAUUCUCAGAUGUUGCCAACUUGAUUAGUGAGAUAUUAGGGAGCGAAUGCGGGCUAGAACAGGGAUGCUUGGCUGCGAUACUAGUAGCAUGUGGAGCUAAUUAAAAAUUGUCAAUUUUUGCGUAAGUAUUUAUAACCAAACCCGUGAAUGUAUAGAGGACAAUAGUCGUUUCCGUUUUGUAUCAUAUGUGAGUGUUUUGUGGAUUCGAAUAUCAUUAGAUGCAUUUAGAACUCUGAGAAAUGGGAAGGGAUAGGAUUCAGAGGAAUGUUGUCGAUGCCAUAACGAGCAGAAAUCAAUAGUCAUUACCAAUUGUACCGUUACAGAUAAGAGAAAUGCUAGCAGAGUAAUUUUAAUUCACACUAAAAUAUUGCAAAUUAAAAAUAGCCUACGAAUUUUCGAUGGAUUUUCUGGCUGGCCCAGAAAAGACGGUUUUUACGACACUAUUCGGAUAAUGAACACAUGACGAUUAUUUACACAUAUAGAGAACAAGUACAGCUGUAUACGUUGAUCGCCAUACAACCAUACGAAUGCAAUAGCCAUGUCAAGUAUAAAUAGUAUUUAUAAAACUGGAAUUUCAUUGGUUUGGUUUUCAUUUUCAUAGGUUGGCUACGCUCAGCGCGUAAGCUUUCAGUAUUACGAAAGGUUUUAGUUUGUUUUUACAAGCAUCCACAGCGGAUCGUCGUUUGUAAGCAAGAGCAAGUGUCAGAAUAGAGAAGCGUGGUUUUAUGUUUAGGGCUGAAAUAUACACUGAAUAAACUGAGGUGGAAAAGGUAAAAUUGUGCGUUGAAAAUUAUUCUCCAGCAUACUUAUAUUUACAUAAAUCCUUCAAUCAAAAGAAAAUCUAGAGUAUUUUUUUUAAAUCUCUGAGUUUUUGCAUAACUAUGCCGGUUUUCGUGAGAUUGACUAAAUUUAGCGAAGAAAAGGUUUACCUUUAAACUCUUACAAUUUUCUGGUUCUGAUGCAUAAUUUUGCCUUUUGGACUACCAGUAAAUUCUCCGGAUGAUGCAUGCGUCCCACGUGGCAUACUUACAACAUGUCGCACCAUAGUCUCAUACAAGUGUUGCAUUUAGAAACCAACCAUAAGUGUCACAUCAACGACAGUGUCACAGUAAAAAAUAAUUAAAAUAAGAAAAGGUGCAUGAAUGAUAUUGUUACACUAAAAAAAAGAUGAUAAAUCGAUGUUGCAUUGUGAUAAAUUUGUUAAACGAGAACAGUAACCGGUAAAUUCGUAUGAUGCUUUCAAUGUUUUAUCAGUAAUGAAAAAAAAAAUCAUCAUGACGGAAACCAUGUCUAAAUUUGAACCCUGAAAAGUUAAAAUAUAUAGCCCAGACUAAAAACUACUAAGAAUAUAUUUGAAUGUACUUAAAUUGUCAUUAGGUGUAUAACCGAUAACCACUUCACUAAUUAAGGUGUAAAGUUUAGUUUAUCGGGAGAAAAUAAAAAUAUGUAUUUGGAAAACACAUUUUUAUAGCAACGAAAAAUAAAGACCAGGUAGACCGGCCAGUUUCGGUGCAUUGGUUAGGCAUAUGUCAUUUUGUACGUUUUGGUUGACCAGGCGCUGCCCACAGCCCACCGUUCAAGAAAGAUGUUACCAAUUUGAAGAGAGUUUUUUGAAUGUUGUUUAGGACGGCUUUGCUGCUAGUACGUUAGCGAGUGUGUGACACUGAACUUUUGGAAACGAUUAUGAAAGAUGACAAAAUUAUAUGGUUGUUGAACUUGUUUGAGAGAGAGAGAGAGCAUUUAGUGACCCGAGUUGGCGAAUUAGAUUUGUCCGCUGGAUUAUGAAUUGGAUUUUUAUAGAUUGUUUCCUGUAUAUUUUUAUGGUUUGGUACUUAACUGAAGAACGAAAGCGUACAGGACAGGGCGCAGGCCUAAACUCGUACAGAAAAUGUAUUGAAACUAUGUAGAAGCUAUCAGCGAUAUUCACAAACUAGAGCUAGAAUUUAAGUCCAUUUCCGAUAUAUUAAGAAGAAAUAGAAAGAAGCAACACUCUGUACAUAAUCCCAUUCUCAUUGAUUGUAAUACCAAAGGAAAACGACAAAUUUGAAUGCGUAACGUGUCGUGCUGAUUAGGAUAACUAUAUUAAAUGUGCUGAAAAAAUGUG
Molecule: messenger RNA, 11414 nt
Organism: Aedes albopictus (Asian tiger mosquito)
Lineage: Eukaryota; Metazoa; Arthropoda; Insecta; Diptera; Culicidae
Product: organic cation transporter protein
Exons: 10
Coding region: 6932-9208 (758 amino acids)
Biological process (GO): transmembrane transport
Cellular component (GO): membrane
Molecular function (GO): transmembrane transporter activity
Source: RefSeq, a predicted model, not a curated record